UACGUUUGUGAGUACGUAGCCAUAAAGCGAGACAACUUUCUUUCCUCGUUACCUCGAAAUCCUGUCACAGAUUUUGGACGCGGUUUCAGAGAAGCAGUCUUUUUAAACACAGCAACGUCAAGAUGGUGGCAAAGCAGAGAAUCCGCAUGGCCAACGAGAAGCACAGCAAAAACAUCACGCAGCGAGGCAAUGUCAAAUCGACGAAAAACACCACGGAUGACAAAGUCUCAGUGGGACCAUGGCUCCUGGCGCUUUUUAUCUUUGUCGUGUGUGGGUCAGCCAUAUUUCAGAUCAUCCAGAGCAUCCGAAUGGGAAUGUAACAGGAAGUACAGAUGCACCGCCCAGCGACGACUCGCCAUUCCUACGUACUACUUCCUGCUCCUUCGCAAUAAAGGAAUUUCUGUCCGCACCUUCAGUUUAAUUUGAGCGAUUUCUUCUGUCUGAGGUCGAUCGGCGUGCGAUUCCUCUUCCUGUGCCUUAUUACCAUGAGAAGAUUUCAUCAAGCAAUUAACUGCUGUCCACUACGCUUUGUUGUUUCAAUGCAGGCUAAGAUGUGACUUGUCUUAAUUUCUUACAUUCCUCUGGAGCAUGUGGUAAUUUUUAUUCCUAGAUGAAGGCACUUGAUGUAUCCUUUCUUUUAAUAUUUAACUGACCAAAUAGUGGGAAAUUUGCACGAGGUGAAGGAUAUAAAAAUAAUAAUAAAAAAUAAAUAAAGCCGGGAACAGGAGCAUGUAACCCAAUCAAUCUGAGCGAUCAACCCUCUCCCUUUGACCACUCGUGUAAUUUUCUUUCAUUCCUGUAUGAUUUUGCGAUUCUAACAGUAUUUCCGUUGGCUGCCUCUGUGUGUGUUUCAUUUCUGAUUAGCGCCAGAGUUUUGGGCUACAUAUGGGCUUCGUCUCAUUUAAAGUUCUCAGGCACACACUCUUUGGGAUACCCCAUAGUGACCUAGAAAUUGUGCAGUUAAUGGAAGCUUUGAAUAGAUCAUGGGGUGAAACUGAAAUAAAAUGUCAUUGAGAGCAUA
Molecule: messenger RNA, 1021 nt
Organism: Ictalurus punctatus (channel catfish)
Lineage: Eukaryota; Metazoa; Chordata; Actinopteri; Siluriformes; Ictaluridae
Product: stress-associated endoplasmic reticulum protein 1
Exons: 3
Coding region: 123-320 (65 amino acids)
Biological process (GO): endoplasmic reticulum unfolded protein response
Cellular component (GO): endoplasmic reticulum
Source: RefSeq, a predicted model, not a curated record